Molecule: messenger RNA, 1808 nt
Organism: Brassica napus (rape)
Lineage: Eukaryota; Viridiplantae; Streptophyta; Magnoliopsida; Brassicales; Brassicaceae
Exons: 12
Coding region: 281-1678 (465 amino acids)
Biological process (GO): protein phosphorylation
Molecular function (GO): ATP binding; protein kinase activity
Source: RefSeq, a predicted model, not a curated record
UGUUUUACAUACCGAUUAGAGUUAAAGUCCGACUGUAUUCGGAUAAGUCAAAAAAGGUGCGAAAGCAUUGUUCUGUCCUUUUUCCCAGGAUCGCUUUCAUCGUGCUCUAUUGGCCUCUUAUAGCCAUCGCUUCCUGGCAAAGCUUUUGCACUCGAUAUGUCCCUUAAUUAAAACCUACCCUCAGAAAAUUGAGAUAAACACAAUCCAUCCGUUCCCGACAAAAAAUGAAUGGGUUCGAUUUCAAAGAGAUUCAGGAGAAGAUCUCCCACAGCUUUCGUCCAUGGCAACGAUCCUUUCAAUUCUGGGUUCGAGCUACCAAUAUUUACACCGGUUACAAGGUCUCUCUUCGAUGGUGUGCCAACUUCGAGUGAGUUGGGUGAAAGAUGCGAAGAAACAGGAGCAAAUGUGGGAGAGCCAACACGAGCAAGCCGCUGACAAAAUCUACUUUAUGUGUUCUGAUCUUGGCGGAUUCUUCCUUAAGAUUGCUCAACUUUUAGCAAAACCUGACAUGGCUCCAGCUGCGUGGGUGAGAAAGCUUGUCACAUUGUGUGAUCAAGCUCCCGCAACGCCAUUCGGUGCGGUUCAACGUGUUCUGGAGGAGGAGUUAGGUCAAACCAUUGAUGAAAUCUUCGAAACAUUUGAUGAAAAGCCUCUUGGCUCCGCUUCUAUUGCUCAGGUUCACAAAGCAAGAGUAAAGGGUAACAAGAUGGAUGUUGUUGUAAAGGUUCAACAUCCUGGCAUCGAGAAGCUGAUGAUGACAGAUAUAAGAAACUUGCAACUAUUCGCCUUAUACGUGCAGAGAACAGAUAUCAAAUUUGACCUGUACUCUAUAACAAAGGAAAUGGAGACACAGAUUGGUUAUGAAUUUGACUUCAAAAGAGAGGCCAAUGCAAUGGAAAGAAUUCGACAUUUUCUAUAUGAGAACAACAAGAAGUCUCCUGUUAUAGUUCCAAGGGCACUGCGAGAUACGGUGACUAAGAAGGUGCUGGUGAUGGAAUACAUAAAUGGGAUUCCGAUCCUGAGCCUUGGUGAUGAAAUGGCUAGAAGAGGGAUAAAUCCUCAUGGUAAGAUUGCAGAGGCAGCAAAGCAGAAUAUACUUACCAGUUUAUCCCGUGCAUAUGGCCAAAUGAUACUGAAAAGUGGUUUCUUUCAUGCGGAUCCACAUCCUGGAAACAUCUUGAUUUGUGAUGGUCCAGAGGUUGCACUGCUAGACUAUGGGCAAGUGAAGGAACUCUCUGACAACUUGAGACUUGGUUAUGCGAAUUUGGUCAUUGACAUUGCUGAUAACAAUGCUUCACGAGUAGCACAGAGCUUUAGGGAACUUGGUUUGCAUACGGUAGCCAAGUGUGAGAACGAGCAGCAAGAACUUCUACGUUUAGCACAAACACUUUUUGAUACAAAGAUGCCAGCUGGUCAGACAGUUUUGCAACCUUUCGCAGAUGACUCCUCGAUUAAAAAGAUUGCUGUUGAGGCAUUUCCGGAGGAACUGUUUUCUGUUCUACGUACUGUAGUACUGUUAAGAGGACUCAGUGUUGGGAUGGGAGUUAACUAUUCUUGUGCAGAACAGUGGAGAUCAAUGGCUGAAGAAGCUUUACUUGCAUCUGGAAGAUUGACAAGAGAUGUAAAACGAACUUCUCGGAGACGGGCCUCUAUUCGAAGCCUGCGUGCAGGACACUAGUGGCCGAUCUUGAGUUUUUCUUUUCAUCUUUCUUUUACUUCUCGCCAUAAUUUGUUUAUUUUAAUUGACAUUUAGGAUGCAUUAUAUAAGCGACAGUAGAGGAUAUAAGAUAUGGUCUGUUCAACGUCUA